ACGGAAUAUCAGGCUUGUUGGCCCAAUAGGAUCGUCUUCUUCGACGACUACGGACCCAAAAAGCCCACACUCCAAACAGAAAGAAAACUCGCUCUGGAACCGAGUCAAGAAACGAGAUGGCCGAGUUUCCGUGUCAACCCGAGUCAACCAAUCGCCGUCUUCAGUCGAUUCUCGAUCUGCUCUCAUCGGCCGGUUACGCCGACGCCCACAAACCCGAUAUAACAGCUCCGGAAAAACUCGCCGGAGGGCUCGCUUGGUGCGUUGCGGCUCUCAACUCUCCCAAUUCCCAAAUUGACGUUGUCGUUUCCAGCGAAACCCUACCACACGAGGACAACAAGAAGGAAAUCGAAGAGGCUCUGAGGUCGUUGAAAUGCCCGCACUCUCUUGAAGCCUCCCAAAUUCGAAACCUUGAUUGCGAGAGCAUAUUUCCUGUUGUGCAAUGGCUUCUUGAACGUGUCCGAGACGGCAAAGAUGAGAAUCAGAGGAAGGUCGGUGUUGUGAGCCAAUUGCAGCAGCUGCGAGAGCGAAUUUCCAUGGAAGGUGCUGAGACUAAAGUGCAAAAGUUUGCAUCACUUAUGCAAUCACUGAAGGACAUGGAAAAGAAAGAAUCAGAGUUCCUAUCUUAUUCCGGUGCAAAACGUUAUCAGUUGGAAGCUGAAGUUAUUUAUUUGAAGGAGAAAAUAGCAGGUGGUUGUGAUAGCAAGAGUCUGUCAGAUGGAUUAGAUCGCUCGUUAAGUGAAUCAGCGGAAGAAUUAAAUUCAGCUAGGAAGGAACUUGCUGCGACACUAAGGGCGAUACUGGCAGUAAAACGCCAGCUUGAUGAUGUGCCAUCCCAAUCAGAACUUAUCCAAUAUGAACGGAGGUUAUCGGACCUAUAUGGUCAUAUUCAGGGAAAACAUCAACAAACUCAGAAGCACUACGAUACCUACAAUGCGCUCUUGGAGAUAAAGGAAUUGAUGCUAAAGGAAACAUCCUUGUUGAAUUCGAUAAGUUCACAGUUUCAAAAUGCCAUUACAAGCACUGCCGGUCGUAUGAAACUCAUUGAUUCCAUGGAGGGAAUUGUGAAGGGCAGUCAACAGAAACUUCAAAAGGUGCGACUUGGCCUUGAGGAGCAGGAAAAGAUACGUGACGCUCUGAAAGAAAGGUACACUGCAGCAAUUGCAGCACAAAGACAAUGGUAUUCUCUGUUGAAAGCUUUUCAGGAAGCAUGUGCAAAGAAUGAAAGACUUCGGAGCUCGACUUCUGUUUAGAAACAUCUCUGCCAAAAGGCCAUGUUGGUAGGCAAAACAACAAAACAACAUCGUGCGAGCACUAAUAGAUUGCUUUUAUGGUGAUCAACCAAUGGAUGGACAUAGAGAUGGUUGUAAAUUGAUGAUGAUAAUUAUAUUGUUAGUGCAAAAAAUGAUUCUUGUUCUUUUUAAUAUAAAAUUCACCCUGUACAGAUUCUUGCAUAUAUGGUUUGUCGCUUGUGAAAGUUGCAUCCAUGAUUUUGUUGAUAAGGAUUGAAUAUUAAAAGGCAAAAAACUUACUCAAGCAAAUUUUGGCUGGUCUGUU
Morus notabilis is the source of this 1554-nucleotide messenger RNA. Its product is annotated as coiled-coil domain-containing protein 93. The record is from RefSeq and is a predicted model, not a curated record. Gene Ontology annotation, biological process: Golgi to plasma membrane transport. The transcript is spliced from 9 exons. The coding region runs from base 117 to 1250 and encodes 377 amino acids. Lineage: Eukaryota; Viridiplantae; Streptophyta; Magnoliopsida; Rosales; Moraceae.